This is a messenger RNA of Brassica oleracea var. oleracea, 734 nucleotides long. RefSeq lists its product as uncharacterized. Bases 33 to 548 code for a protein of 171 amino acids. The record is from RefSeq and is a predicted model, not a curated record. The transcript has a single exon. NCBI's taxonomy places the organism in Eukaryota, Viridiplantae, Streptophyta, Magnoliopsida, Brassicales, Brassicaceae.
GAUAAUGACAAAUGUCUACAUUAUAGACAUCAAUGAUUACAUUAGACCUCAUAUUUACACACAACCCCACUCAUCGGCCACAAACACAAGAGAAGACUAGGGAGAUACCGUCAACAUCUCCGGCGACUCCACUCCGCCGUAGAAACUCCAUUUCUACGACAACACCUGCGAUCACCACCGUAGAAACUCCAUCUCCGUCGUUCCAUUUCGAGCUCAUCUCGCUGAAACCAUCCUCUUACACAUCCCUCAGAGAUAUCAUCUCAUCUCCGAGUAACUCCUCCGUCAACUUACCGUCUGUUAACGGUAGCAGCUCUCCCGUGUUAUCCACCGUGGGAGAUAUCUCGAUACGCAACCCCUUAGUAAAGCAAGCCGCUUGGUCUUAUCUCCAGCCGACGGCGUUGACUUCUUCGGAGGACUCGCCUGGGUGUUCUCAGUUCCUCCGCCGCGUAUGGCUCCACUUCUCCGCCGGAAUACAGUUCUUGAAGCAUAUGUUUGACUGGAUUCUCCAGUCAAUCCAGUCAAUAUGUAUUCCUCAGAUUGUUAAGUAGCUUGCCCCACACGUUUGAUUUUGUGUUUCAGAAAUUGAACACAAGUGUUUGUAUACAAUAAAAUGUUACCAGAAUCAAAAAUAUAUUCAAGAAAAAUUUACAUAAAGUCUCCAAUACAUAUCCAUGUUCCUAUAAUGUAAGCUUGACUAGAGUGUUGCUUGUAAAGACAAUGGAAUAAGAAGACUC